GACAUGCGUUCCUGACAUUGGCACGACACUGCCCUGGUUAGCCCUGGCCCGUGGCCCUGGCCCCUGGCAAGCUGAUUUCCGCUGCCUUAGGCGAAACGCGGAUACUUUACCCAAAAUAGAAAUUUCAUAGAUUGUCGGGGUUGCCAUCAACUGCUUUCCUGCGUAUCGGACUACUUCUGUCAAUUUGACAGCUACCUUGCUCUAUUGCACAUUCGUAUCUUGGCCCAUGCCCGUGUGCCCUCAAACGACACCAACCAAGCGCCCAGCGUUGAAGUAGAACUUGUAAAUAGCCAUUGAAGUGACGCCCGGCUUUCGCGAUGAUUGGGCGCAAGAAACUUCGAAUUUGUGUCUUGCAAUCAUCUAUUGAAAACACCAAAGGAGCUAUCAGCGAAGUCGAUCCUUACAAGAAGCCCGAGGUGUACGAUAAGGAUGGCGAGUUCGAGUGGCACACGGCCUACAUAGGCAAGGCCACGUCUGCGGCUCAGCUGGUGGCGCUGGCGGCUGUACGGCCGCCGUACGACGUGUACCUCAACCUGUGUGACGGCGCCUGGGAUGAGGACCGGGCGGGGCGGGACGUGGUGGAGGCGCUGGAGCGGCUCAACCUGCCGUACACGGGCGCCAACCUGCCGUUCUACGAGCCCUCCAAGAUCGAGAUGAAGAUGGCGGCGCAGUACUACGGCGUGCAGGUGCCGGCCUGGGUGCACAUCGAGUCCGCCGAGGAUAUGGAGGCUGGCCUGGCAGAAGUGCUGGCGCCGCCCUCCAUGGGCGGACUGGGCUUCCCCCUUAUUGUCAAACACCCCAGCGGCUAUGGUUCCGUCGGUAUGACUAAGGACAGCAAGGUCACCAACGAGCAGCAGCUGCGGGAACAGGUAUCACUACUGGUGCAGCAGUUCGGCGGCGCCCUCAUUGAGGAGUUCAUCAGCGGCCGCGAAUUCACAGUCCUGGUAGUUGAAGAGCCGGCGGCGCCGCCGCCGGGAUCCGCCGCCGCCGCCUGCAUGGAGGCGGUGCAUGGCGGCGCCGCCAUGGCGGCGGCCGCAGCCGCCGCCAGCGGGGCCAAUGGCGGCAGCGGCGGCGCCGCCACCGCCGAUCAGGCGGCAGAUGGGGCGACGGGCAGCGGGAGAGGGGCGGUUGGGGGUGUCAAGGACGCGGCGGCGAGUUUGGAUCCGGAUCUCAGCUCGUUCCGUGUUGUGGCCUACACGCCCGUGGAGUGCGCGUUCGGGCCAGGCGAGGACUUCAAGCACUUUGACCUCAAGUGGAACGACUACGAGUCGUUGUCCUGGCGGCCGUGUGCCGAGCCGUCGCUGGCGGACCGACUCAAGGAGGCCGCACGCAACACCUUCAUCGCCACUCGCGGCGUCAGCUACGGCAGGUGUGACUUCCGUGUGGACGGCGCCACCGGCGAGAUCCACCUGCUGGAGAUCAACCCCAACUGCGGCGUGCUGUACCCGCCCGGGCUGCACGGCUCGGCAGACUACAUUAUGAGCCUGGACCCCGCACAUGACCACCUCGCCUUCAUCCGCACCAUUGUCGCUGCCGCCCUGGAGCGACACCGCCUCAAACAGCGCAAGGUGCGCCCAGCCUUCUUCCGCCGCCGGCCGGUCGUGGCGGCGGCAGCUGCGCCGGCGGCGGCGCCGGCGGCUUCUGCGGCGGCGGCGGCAGCGCCGGUUGCGGCAGCGGCGGCGCCGGUGGCAGCAGCGCAGGCAAAUAGGCAUGCCAACGGCAACGGCAGCAGCAGCAGCAGCAGCGACUGUGGCAAUGGGCAUGCUGAGGCGACAACGGCAACGGAGGGGGCGGCGGCGAUGGAGGGGGCGGUGGCGGCGGGUGGGGAGGCGGCGGCGGCGGCGGAGCAGCGCGCCGGCUCCGGCGGCGGCGCGGGGGGCUGGGGCCUGCGGGCUGUGAUGCCCAUCAAGGCGGGGGAGGUGGUCCAACGCAACGAGCAGCGCAAGCACGUGCUGGCCUCUCGGGGCUUCGUGCAGCGCUGCUGGCCCGAGGGCUGCCGGCAGCGGGAGUGGUUCGACGGGUACGCCUACCCGCUCAACGACGACGUGUGGGUGACCUGGUCCGACGACCCGGGCGACUGGCUGCCGCUCAACCACUCGUGCGACCCCAACACCUGGCUCCAGGGGCUGGACGCAGUGGCGAGGCGGGACAUCGCGCCGGGUGAGCAGAUCACCAUCGACUACGCCACCUUCUGUACGGAGCACAUGGCCGCCUUCGACUGCUGCUGCGGCGCCGCCACCUGCCGCGGCCGCGUCAGCGGUGCCGACCACCUGGCGGACUGGGUGGGGCGCGUGUACGGACACCACGUAAGCGGCUACGUGGCGGCGAAGAGGCGGGCGGCGGGCAAGCAGCCACAGGCAGGUGCCGCCACCAGUGCCACCGCUGCCGCCGGCGGGCCACACGGCAGCGCCGCCAGGAGGGAUGCGUGGCUUGGCAAAAGGACAAAGCACUGAGGAGGUUGGAAGCUUGAGGAGGAAGAUGCGAGGGCAGCAGCAAAAGGAGCGGCUGCAGGAGGGUCAGCAGCGGGGGCACACGCGGCGCUUUGGAGGUGUGGGGAUGUGUGGACACGCCCCGCCGUGGCGUGGGCCGGCGACACGCGGGGGGCGCUGAUGCUACCCCUCGACUUGGAGGCGGCCGCGCGGCCGACGCUGCGGGGAGCAGGAGACGCAUGGCGGGCGGUGUGGCUUGAGGCCGGCUUCCUAGUUUCAGUGCAUGAGUGCCUGUGACUUCAAGGUGCAACAGGGUGUGUGUGGAGAACGUUGUAGCGUGCAUGAGCGCACAACACGUGUUAUGCAGAUAUCAGUGGUGUAGUCAGGAGUGGGUGGGUACCCCGCAUGCGAACAGCUUGCGCCCGGGUGGCUAACGUGGGACAGGGUGUGAUGCAUCGCAAGCAGAUACCGUAACAUCUUUUUGUAUUUUUACAUUUUAAUCAUUGCCACAUUAUAGGAUGCGUGCCUGGUUCCAUGUUGGCGCUUUUGCUUUGAGCACGUCUCAUGUCUGGCUUUUUAUCUAUCUGUCCCAGCUGGGCUUGCAGGUGCAUGCGUGGUGGUGUGUGCACACUUGCACUGUUGCUCCCGAGACAGCUUGUGCGGUGAAGCCUGCGGCCCAGUGGUGCUGACAUCUGAGCCUGCCGCGUUACGCAACUCCGUAUGGGAGCUAACAGGAGCAGAAAUGUGCCCCUUAUAAGGGAGACACGAUAGGGCUGAUGAUAGCACAGUGCUAGGGUCACCCCCGGCCCAGGCCUCUUGCCGGGCCUAGGGGCUUCAUGAGGAGGAAGGCACGCAGACGAACGUGCACCACCUUGUAACUCCGCACACAU
Messenger RNA from Chlamydomonas reinhardtii, 3319 nucleotides. RefSeq lists its product as uncharacterized. The record is from RefSeq and is a predicted model, not a curated record. The coding region runs from base 318 to 2453 and encodes 711 amino acids. The transcript has 16 exons. Lineage: Eukaryota; Viridiplantae; Chlorophyta; Chlorophyceae; Chlamydomonadales; Chlamydomonadaceae. Gene Ontology annotation, biological process: peptidoglycan biosynthetic process. Gene Ontology annotation, molecular function: ATP binding; D-alanine-D-alanine ligase activity; metal ion binding.